This is a messenger RNA of Pseudogymnoascus destructans, 549 nucleotides long. RefSeq lists its product as uncharacterized. The coding region runs from base 1 to 549 and encodes 182 amino acids. The transcript has a single exon. The record is from RefSeq and is a predicted model, not a curated record. NCBI's taxonomy places the organism in Eukaryota, Fungi, Ascomycota, Leotiomycetes, Thelebolales, Thelebolaceae. Gene Ontology annotation, biological process: intracellular calcium ion homeostasis; calcium ion transmembrane transport. Gene Ontology annotation, molecular function: calcium channel activity. Gene Ontology annotation, cellular component: membrane.
AUGAAUGGCGAUAUCAGUAUGGAGGAGCUGGAGGCAGUGUGCGUGGAGAUCGGGCGCGGGCGCAAGACUAUUACGGCGUCGUUGAGGGAUCUGGAUUCGGUGGUGGGGAAGCUAGAUGAUCUGUUUGUGUUCAUUAAGCACCCCUUUGAUGUCGGGGAUCGUGUUACGAUUUACGGGAAUACGGGGGCGAUGGGGUUAGGGGAUGAUUACUUCGUCAAGGAGAUUGCGCUCUUAUUCACCGAGUUCAAGAAGGCGGAAGGACACGUCGUGCAGGCGCCUAACAGCUACUUGAAUACGCUGUUCAUACUGAACCAGCGCCGCAGCGGUGGACUCGCGGAGGCGGUGCCGGUGACGAUGAAGUUUGGGACGACGAUUGAGCAGUUGGAGGGGUUGAGGGUGGCGCUGUUGGAGUCUGUGGGGACGGAGAGUAGGGAGCAUCAGAAUAAUAUUCUGACGGAGCUGAAGACGGUGUAUGAGGCGUACAGCACUAGUAAGAAUGUUGUCUUCUUUUAUAAGAGUAACUGGCAGGCGUCUGCAGAGACGGAAUAA